Dunckerocampus dactyliophorus (ringed pipefish) is the source of this 865-nucleotide messenger RNA. It is a transcript of the gene txndc17, whose product is annotated as thioredoxin domain containing 17. The record is from RefSeq and is a predicted model, not a curated record. The transcript has 4 exons. Lineage: Eukaryota; Metazoa; Chordata; Actinopteri; Syngnathiformes; Syngnathidae. Bases 112 to 483 code for a protein of 123 amino acids. Gene Ontology annotation, molecular function: protein-disulfide reductase [NAD(P)H] activity. Gene Ontology annotation, cellular component: cytosol.
UCUCCAAAGGUUUCAUUUCAGUAGCUGACGCUACAGGAAUAGUACUUCUCCACGUUUUUUCCUGAUACAUCUACCAACUUGCAGCUUCUCUGAUCUGCGACGAAUGGAAACAUGGCCCACUACGAAGAAAUAAACGUGCGUGGCUACACUGAAUUCUGCCAGGCAGUGUCAGAAAGGAAGGGAAAGGACAUAUUUGCCUAUUUCUGUGGCGAUAAAGACGAACAGGGGAAGAGCUGGUGUCCAGAUUGUGUGACAGCUGAGUCCAUUUUAAGAGCAGAAAUGAGUCACCUCCCCGAGGGCUCGGUCUUCAUCUACUGUCAAGUUGGUGGAAGGACCUAUUGGAAGGAUCCAAACAACGACUUCAAGAGGACGCUGAAGCUGACUGGGGUGCCCACCCUCCUGCGAUAUGGCACACCUCAAAAGUUGGUGGAGGAGGAAUGCUUCAAAGCAGAGCUGAUGAGGAUGAUGUUCACUGAAGACUGAAAGAGAGAACAUGUGCCUCAUUCAUCAACAGCCAACUUGUUCCUAAUAAGUCCAGAACAUCAUCUUGCUCUAUAUGCAGUCAUUUCAUAAUUUCAGUCCAUUUAAUCAUAUUGUAAUAUUUUUUAUGUGUAUAAUCUAUGUUGAUGCCUUGCAACAGCCUUUGAAGUUAUGUUGUUGUUUCUAUCGGUUUUGUAAUGAACACUAGGGGGCGAUAUAUCAUUAUGGAUAGUCAUGCAACUCCCAUCAGAAACUACUGAUUUGGACAUUUUUGCUGAUUAUUUGUUGAAAACAUUUUACAAGCCUAUAAAAACAUCUUAAAGUUAAUAUCCAAAUCAGAGCCUAACACAUUUUAAUAUAUGUUUAUUUACGGACACAAAAUAAU